Miscanthus lutarioriparius is the source of this 1701-nucleotide messenger RNA. NCBI's taxonomy places the organism in Eukaryota, Viridiplantae, Streptophyta, Magnoliopsida, Poales, Poaceae. The record is from the annotation of a GenBank genome assembly.
AUGGGCAAAGACGCUGGCCAAUGCAAUUUCAGAACUUUGCUCGUGUCACCAGGCCAAAGCCAGACACACAACCCCAACAAGGCGAAUCGGCAGAAGUUACCAAAGCGCACGGCAGCCUCGUCGCAGACUCGUUAUUCUUCGUGCGCCUUCUUGUUAUUAUUACAUCACAGGAAGAGUGGUGCUAAAGAGAGCGAGGGUGAAGGAGCCAGCAGGCAAGAAGCCAACAAUGGCGGCACCUGCUCAGCUCUUCGGCAGCAGCAGCGGCGAGCGAGCAGCUCGGACGCCAAGCUCGUCACCGCGGCCGCCGCCGAUGGCACCAACAGCACGGCGCAGCCGUUCACGACACACCACUUUCCACAGGAGCUGGACCACUUCACCUUCGCGCCUAACGCGUCGAUAGUCUUCCGUCAGAAGUACCUCGUCAACGACACCUUCUGGCGGAGGCCCAGCGGCGGCAACGGCGGCGCCGGGCCGCUGUUCGUGUACACCGGCAACGAGGGCGACAUCGAGUGGUUCGCCACCAACACCGGCUUCAUGUUCGACAUCGCGCCCAAGUUCGGCGCCCUCCUCGUCUUCAUCGAGGGGAAGUCAUUGCCGUUUGGGAACGACUCCUACAACUCAGCGGAGACACUGGGUUACUUGACGUCAACGCAGGCGCUCGCCGACUUUGCCAUCCUCAUCACCAGUCUUAAGCGAAACCUCUCAGCAGAGACCGCCCCUGUAGUCGUCUUCGGUGGCCCCUAUGGCGGCAUGCUAGCUUCUUGGUUUAGGCUCAAGUACCCCCAUGUCACCGUUGGGGCCCUGGCAUCCUCCGCACCAAUCCUACACUUUGACUACAUAACACCUUGGAGUAGCUUCGACGAUGUUGUCUCGCAAGACUAUAAGUCUGAGAGCUUGAACUGCUUCAGUGUGAUCAAGGCAACAUGGGAUGUGCUGAAUCAGAGGGGCUCCAAUGACAAGGGGCUCCUUGAGCUCAGUAAACUGUUCAGAGCCUGCAAGACUGUGAAGUACGCUGGUUCAAUUCAAGCGUGGCUUCAGAGAGCAUUCAUCCAAACUGCCAUGCUGGACUAUCCAACACCGGCCAAUUUCCUGGAGAAUUUGCCUGCCUACCCCGUCAAGGAGAUGUGCAAGAUCAUUGACGGGUUCCCCACAAAUGCGGACAUCCUAGAAAAGGUGUUCACAGCGGCGAGCUUGUACUAUAACUACACAGGAGACCAGACUUGCAACCAUAUAGAGGACGAAGACAACCCCCGUUCUCUUGACCUCAGUUACUGGCUGUGGCAGGCUUGCACAGAGAUGAUCAUGCCGAUGUCAUCCUCAAACGAGAGCAUGUUCCCACCAUCCACCUUCAGUUACGAGGACAGGUCCAAUACCUGUUUCCAGUUUUUCGGGGUUCGUCCCAGGCCGCAUUGGAUCACCACUGAAUAUGGUGGAUAUAAAAUUGAUAAGGUGCUCAAGAGGUUUGGCAGCAACAUCAUCUUCUCUAACGGAAUGCGAGACCCAUGGAGUCGAGGCGGGGUGCUCAAAAACAUCUCGUCCAGCAUCGUUGCCCUUGUCACGGAGAAAGGUGCUCACCAUUUGGACCUUAGAUCUGCAACCAAAGAUGAUCCAGACUGGGUUAUAGAACAAAGGAGACAAGAAGUUGAGAUCAUACAGGGAUGGAUAGACCAGUAUCAUCAAGACAUGGCGCAAUUAUCCUAA